Molecule: messenger RNA, 789 nt
Organism: Gavia stellata (red-throated loon)
Lineage: Eukaryota; Metazoa; Chordata; Aves; Gaviiformes; Gaviidae
Gene: CALB1
Product: calbindin 1
Exons: 11
Coding region: 1-789 (262 amino acids)
Biological process (GO): regulation of long-term synaptic potentiation; regulation of presynaptic cytosolic calcium ion concentration
Cellular component (GO): terminal bouton; cytosol; dendritic spine
Molecular function (GO): calcium ion binding
Source: RefSeq, a predicted model, not a curated record
AUGACGGCGGAGACCCACCUGCAGGGCGUGGAGAUCUCGGCCGCCCAGUUCUUCGAGAUCUGGCACCACUACGACUCCGACGGCAAUGGGUACAUGGACGGGAAGGAGCUACAAAACUUCAUCCAGGAGCUGCAGCAGGCGCGGAAGAAGGCAGGCUUGGAUUUAACACCCGAAAUGAAAGCUUUUGUGGACCAAUAUGGGAAGGCUACUGAUGGAAAAAUAGGAAUAGUUGAGCUUGCUCAGAUAUUACCGACGGAAGAGAAUUUCCUGUUGUUCUUCAGAUGUCAGCAGCUGAAGUCAAGUGAAGACUUCAUGCAGACAUGGAGGAAAUAUGACAGCGACCACAGUGGCUUCAUUGAUUCUGAGGAACUUAAGAGCUUCUUGAAAGAUUUAUUACAGAAAGCAAAUAAGCAGAUUGAAGACUCAAAGCUAACAGAAUACACAGAAAUAAUGCUCAGGAUGUUUGAUGCAAACAAUGAUGGGAAGUUGGAGCUUACUGAACUGGCCAGACUACUCCCUGUACAGGAAAACUUUCUUAUUAAAUUUCAGGGGGUUAAAAUGUGUGCAAAAGAAUUCAAUAAAGCCUUUGAGAUGUAUGAUCAAGAUGGCAAUGGCUAUAUAGAUGAAAAUGAACUUGAUGCACUACUGAAGGAUCUCUGUGAAAAGAACAAAAAGGAAUUAGACAUUAACAACCUUGCGACAUACAAGAAAAGCAUCAUGGCCUUGUCUGAUGGAGGAAAGCUUUACCGAGCAGAACUGGCUCUUAUUCUCUGUGCUGAGGAAAACUAG